Messenger RNA from Emiliania huxleyi CCMP1516, 1377 nucleotides. RefSeq lists its product as hypothetical. The transcript has 6 exons. Bases 144 to 1055 code for a protein of 303 amino acids. Lineage: Eukaryota; Haptophyta; Isochrysidales; Noelaerhabdaceae. The record is from RefSeq and is a predicted model, not a curated record.
UUGGCCGCGCCGAGAACCGGCGGGCAGGCAACUGCGCCAAGCGACGGGGCACCAGCCGCGCCACCACCUUCGCCUCCACGUCUUGCGACUGCACCGUCGGGCACUGGAUUGGGCAGUGCCGUCUCAACCUGACCGUCGCAGACAUGACGUGGACGAAGGGCCACCACUACCUCCACCGUGCAGGAGGGCUGGGGUGGGUCGCUCCAAGCGCCGCGUCGAUCGCAGUGCACUACCUGAAGCAGCACGACGGGCCGUCGGGGCCCAAUGGGUCGCGGUACGGAGAGUGGCUGCACACGCACGCCGCGUCGUCCGCUUCGGCCCGCCCCGCCUUCCCGCCGCUCCUGUGGAGGUUCGAGCAGCCGCCGCUCGCGGCGCAGCAGGACCGUGGCGACGACCUCGACCUGUCAGCCGCAGACGCGGGGGAGCUCCGCGUCCCUCCUCCCCGCCUGACGGCGAUGCAGCCCGAGGUGCAUGCUUGGUACAUAAGGACGUGCGGAGAGAGGAGCUCCGUGGCUCUGAUGCGCGCCGCCGACCGAGCGCUGCAGCCCAGUGCCGGCCCGCGGGGCUCGCGCGGCGCCGUUGACUAUUACGGCGGCAACCCGGUCGCGUGGCCGGGCUACGGAUGCCACCCGAGCCGCUUCUCCGCAGACCCAGCGGCCGCCUGGCAGGCUGUCGGCCGCGCAGCCGGCGCAAACGGCUCGUCGGCGGCGGUGCUGGGAGAGCGCUGGGGGCAGCGGCGCGCGGAGCCGAGCGCGCCAUCGGCCGCGCGCAAGCAGGCGCCGCCGGCUCGAGCGCGGACGGCGGCGUUGCUCGCAAUGCGCGCGCCGAGAGGAGGCGCGCGGCGGCUGCAGGGCACGCAGCUGCCAGGGGGUGCCAUCGCAGCAGCACGUACGGCGGCGGCGGCGGUGGCUGUACAGAGCUCUGCCACCCAGAGGGCGGAUUCCGUGGCGGCGAGGGAGGAGCGGGCGCUGCGCGCGCUGAGGCGGCUGCGGGAGGAGGGGCCUCGCGUCGUCGGCUGGGAGGAGGUGGCGGCGUGGGAGAGGGCGUUUGGCUGACCGGCGUCGGUGCUCAGCCCCGGCUCCCCGGCAUGGAGCGGCGAGGAGCGCUGCCAUUUUUGCAAGAAGGCUGUGCCCUUCCGUCGCGCGCCGCGAUGUUAUCCUUGGUGUGGACGGUUUUUUUCGCGGUAUCCGCGCCGGGAUACGGCGGGAUAUGGCGGGAUACCGGGAGAUACCGGGAGAUACCAGGAGAUACGAGAUACGGGCAGACGGGCAUAUACGGGCAUAUACGGGCAUGUACGGGGAGAUACGGGGAGAUGCGAGGAGAUGCAAGGAGAUACGGGGAGAUACAGUCAGAUAUUGGAGAGAUACAUAUCAAGAU